UUGGAAGUUGAGCGAGUUGAGGACUAUGUCUGAAUGUAUCCAGCUCUCAUUUGCUGUUUGUAGAAUUGGCAUUUACACGUGUUUUAGAGCACUGUGCUGCAAGGGACCGCCACCACCACGACCUGAAUAUGACUUGGUUUGCAUAGGCCUCACUGGUUCUGGCAAGACAAGUCUUCUGUCACAGCUUUGCAGUGAAAGCCCAGAGAAUAUAGUGUCUACCACAGGUUUUAGUAUAAAAGCGGUGCCAUUCCAGAAUGCCAUCUUGAACGUAAAAGAACUUGGAGGGGCUGACAAUAUCAGGAAAUACUGGAGUCGUUACUACCAAGGAUCCCAAGGGGUAAUAUUUGUAUUAGACAGUGCCUCCUCUGAAGAUGAUCUAGAAACUGCUAGGAAUGAACUGCAUUCUGCUCUCCAGCACCCACAGUUAUGUACGUUGCCGUUUUUAAUACUGGCCAAUCAUCAAGACAAGCCAGCAGCUCGCUCCAUACAAGAGAUAAAAAAAUAUUUUGAACUUGAGCCACUUGCACGUGGAAAGCGCUGGAUUCUUAAACCCUGCUCCUUGGAUGAUAUGGAGGCAGUAAAAGACAGCUUCUCCCUUCUAAUAAGCUUACUAGAAGAGAGAGACUUCGAACCUUCAAGAAUGUGAAACACAAGAGAAAGGAGUGGUUCUCCAGGCAUCACUGUACCUGCACAUUCUGCUCACAGUUAAUUAUGGUGUGGUAUCAAGACUGUGCUGUGAUACGUUGUUCAUACACAGUUAGUGCAGAGUGUCCUUUUGUUAAAAUAAAUAUUCUGUGAAUCAGGUACACAACUAUUUCCAGUAAAAUUGUCUACACUACUGAAAUAGGGAGUUCCUCUUCGUUUACCACUACUUCUGCACACUGCAUGUUGCUUUCUUGCAUUGCGAUCACCCUUGAGAGGAAAUUUUACACGCACAAAAAUAACAUAGUCUGUAAAGGAGGAAGUCUACCUGCUACCUUGGUUUUUAAAAAAUAACUAAUGCCUUAAGGAUUUGUGAGACUAAUUUGUAUUAGCUUGUUUACUGACCCUGCAGUAUGGAAAGCACAGCCACUGAGAACCUUAAUAGGAUACCUUAAAGGCAAGCAGUUUCAUGUUAAUGCAAAGGUUAGUCCUGAAGUUCUACUAAGUGAAAAUACAGUUGACAAGUUAGUUGAUUCCCCUUCUAAAGUCACAGCAUAACCUUGUCAAAGGCAGAACCGUUAUUUUGCUGGAAGUUUCCUGAAAGGUAAAUUAGCAAACAGAUGUGUGCGGCUAACAGUAUUUGGGAAAAAUAGGUGACAUAAACAGGUGGUCUAAGUAACAAUAUUUUUAGAAAAUAUACAAAAGUUGGAUAAAGUAAUAAUUUUCAUUGAAAGUAGUUUUCCAUAAGAGAAGCAAAGCAAAUGUCUGUUAAUUCAGCUGUGGAGGCUUUAUUACUAGUUAGAAGUGUGACUGAUUUUAAAUAAGGAUUGCUUCCUUUAUCACUCACUCAUAGAGUACUACUGCUAUUGUAACAUUGCCAAGGCAUCUAUACCAUAAUUAAGGGCCUUCCAGUGUUUGUACUAUAAGCUUCUCUUUUCAAGGUAUUCUAACUUGUUCUUUCAAGCUUCCUCUGGGCUAAAUGUUACUUAGAAGACAAAAAAGUAUUCAGUGGAAACUACAUUUGUAAUACAUUUGGAAAAAUCCCAUUUGGUUCCAGUAACACAGUGCAUAUUUCCUCUUUCCAAGUUUUCCCCAUUGUAGGUUUGCAGUUUUUUGGCUGCCUUUUGUUGAUUUUUUAAAACCUUAUAAACCGAUUUUGUCCAUUAAAGAAACAUGCCAGGUCACUGGUUCACCAUCAAGUCAGUCACAACAGGGUGCAUGCAGAUCGGUCACUGGACUGGUGUGCACCUUGAACAUUAUGCCUUGUGCAUUCAGCUACCCUCAUGCAUGAGUGUCUGCAAACACAAACUGUAGUGAUGUGUCAAUGGUUCCUCAUCGAUUCUGCUUGCGUUUUGAAACUUGUAACUCCUUUUUUCAGGGCUUUAAGCAACAUAUCUUUCCUCUCUGAGCAUUUAUUUUUUAAGUUUGAAUUCUAUUGUAGUUUCUCACUAGUUUAUUUGGGAAUAAGAAAAUAGCAAGGAUCAGCUUUUAAAGGCAUAUAAGAGCCAUUUCUCUAUUACUUGCAAUUAUACUCUUUGUUAAACAAAAUGUUUUUAAUAGGUUUUUUGUUUACUUUUCAAUUUCCACAAAUUUCUUGCAUUGCUCCCUCAGAAUUAUUUCUGCCCAAAUGCAUGGCCUGAUGAUCACUGUUUUAACUUGCUUCCUAUUAUCAGAAAGAAGCUGGGAAAACUGGUAAGCUCCUUGUUUAAUUUUGUGAUAGAAUAGGCAGAAAGCCUGAAGGGCGUCUCUUCUUGCUUUGUUUUGCUUCUCUUUCCUGCCAGGUCAAUUGCCUUACUCCUAAUACUCUUGGAAAUACCCAAGAACUGGAAUUGUUCAUUUUAAAACACAGAGAAGAGCUCUAUGUUGGUUCGGUUCUCUCUGCACAGUUUAGACAGGACCCAGCUGCCCAUCAGUUUCUCCUGUGCGGGUUAAGGAGGCUCCUUUCCCUGGAUUUAAAGAAGAAGUGGAUCUAAUUUACAGUUCCAAACUCUCUCUUAGCUGACGUGAGCUUAGAGGCUGCAGAGUCCCCAGAUUUCCAGUAGGUCCCCAGAUUUCUGUCCUGUUUAGGGACAAUGACAAAUAAGAAGUGGUGGGGAGGAGUGAAAGGAUUGUUUCCCAGAGAAGGCAGGCAGUUUGGGGAGGCAAAAAGAGGGAUUCAGAGCUUUUACUGCUUUUUCAUUGAACAUUAGUUAGAAGAUGAGAGAUAAAAUUUUUUUACUGUUUUUCCCCUUUUUUCCCAUAUUAAAGUUAUGGACCAAAAGGUACAGCAAAUGAAAAUAAGCCCAACUGUAUUGCAUUCUUAAAACCAUACUUGUUUGUACCAUCAGUGAGUCUGGUCCAAAAACUUUAGAGUUUCCAAGUUAGAUUUUGGUUGUGAUUUCCCAGCUAUGCACUGUUGGAAGGUGCUACAUGACUAACAUGCAAAAGGCCCAAGUAGUUGAUGAGAAUAUGGCUUUGGCAUAUGCCAGUGCCCACUUAGACUAGGACCUUUUGAUGCUUAAUGCUUUUUCUUUCGGAAAAUGCCAGCUGCACAGGAGCAAUUUUUUUUUUUUUCCAGAAUGAUUUUGAAUAUGGUUUUUCUUACUAAUACAGUGAUCAUUCCUCACCACAGGUUGAAACAAUACCUCAUAAUUGCUUAAGGCUAAGACCAACGCUUAACUUUUUACUUUGAAUGUAGUUCUUCUGUGGUUUUGUGUUGUGGAUGGACUUAAUGGAUGUGUACCUUUUUAAUGUCUAUAAACACGUUCACCUUUUUAUGGAGGAAUUAAAAGUGUUCAUAGCAGCUGACAUCACACUCCCUUGUCUAAAGUGUUGUUGAAUGCUCUGGCUAUGGUAGAAUAUGUAAGCACCAUGCAGUUUUUAUUCAGAUGACCAAUCUUAACUGUUUCUUUUUUCUUUUUUUUUUUUUAAAUCUUUUCACAUGUGUUCAUCAUUUAGGUGAAAUAAACUUGGGCAAUAGGCUCUACUUUCCAUGCAAGUUCA
Gymnogyps californianus (California condor) is the source of this 3624-nucleotide messenger RNA. It is a transcript of the gene ARL15, whose product is annotated as ADP ribosylation factor like GTPase 15. The transcript has 6 exons. Bases 26 to 646 code for a protein of 206 amino acids. The record is from RefSeq and is a predicted model, not a curated record. Gene Ontology annotation, molecular function: GTPase activity; GTP binding. Lineage: Eukaryota; Metazoa; Chordata; Aves; Accipitriformes; Cathartidae.